This is a messenger RNA of Gadus macrocephalus (Pacific cod), 8671 nucleotides long. RefSeq names its product RNA binding motif protein 33a (gene rbm33a). NCBI's taxonomy places the organism in Eukaryota, Metazoa, Chordata, Actinopteri, Gadiformes, Gadidae. The record is from RefSeq and is a predicted model, not a curated record. The transcript has 19 exons. Bases 173 to 3982 code for a protein of 1269 amino acids. Gene Ontology annotation, molecular function: RNA binding.
AUUUUCUUACCCACAAUGCAUCAGAGUGCAGAGCCUGCAGCAGGUUCAGGUUAGCAUCGCUGCUGCUAAACACUUAGCUUCGCUUACUCAUUCACUUCCAAGUCCAAACACUACAAAUUAAUGCAUCUUCAGUUUUACAAAUAGGACAUCUGUUUGGACCGCGUCUCACGCCAUGGCUGCCAACGGCCAAGGUGAGGACCUGCAGUAUCAAAAGCCUGGUGCAGAGAGGUCUCGCCGCAGGAGAGGGGAGGACGACGACCUGGACAGUGACCUGGAGGAGGACCUGCUGGAGGAAGACUGGCUUUCUGCCAAAAAGAAUGCCUCUGAGGCGUCUGACGAGGAACUGAAUGACGACCUUCUGCAAAGUGAUGACGAGGACAUUCCACACCUAAGCGCACAGCAGGUGAGUCUGAACGCUACCUUCAGUCUGGGGACGACCUACAGCCAGCAGGGGCAGGGGGACUAUGCCGAUGACGUGGUGGACCUGGGGGGCAAGGUCUUCCAGGAGGGGGCCGCAGAGGGGGAGUACGUGGACGAGUUCAGCCAGGGCGACCAGGCGCACUACGGAGAGGAGAUGAACGACGGCCUCCAGGGCGAAGUUCUGGACCUGCAGAUCACCGAGCCCCUGGACGGGGAGUUCCAGGACGAGGACGAGGACUACCCUGCAGCCUACCAGCAGAUGGGCUCUCCGGGCGGGGCCGGGGCCCAGUACCACCAGGGCUCCCCGCAAGAGGAGGGCCUCCAGGAGCCGGAAGAGGAGGAGAGAGGGGCCGGGGAGCAGGAGUCUCAGGAAGAAGAGGACCUGGCUGAUAGCUCCCACCUGCUGGACCAAGAGGAGGGCGAGAACGAGAUGGGAGAAGAUACUAAGGAGGAGUCAGACGAGGAGGACGAGGACGACGAAGGGUCUGGUCGUCUGCGCUUCAAGUCUGAGAGGAAGGACGCGACUGUGGUGCGGGUAGCGGACGCCGCGAGCAAGAGGAGAAACAUCCCGGAAACCCUCGAGCUGUCGGAGAAGGCCAAGGCGGACCUGAUGGAGUUCGAGAUGCAGGACCGCCAGCGGAGAGAGGGCCGCUUCGGUGGCGGCUGGGGGAGGGGUGGGGGGCGUGGCUACGGCCGAGGCAACCCCCAGGGCUUUGGCGGGCAGAACUUCAGAGGCAGAGGACGGAUGAACGAUCAGAGGAACCCGCUGAUGGGACACAUGGGCAUGCAGCACUCUGCGCGGCUGCCGGGUCCCAUGCGCCCCCACCCCCACCACACGCAGGGGGGCUCCCGGGGGCAGAUGUCCUUCCAGGAGCACCGGGGAGGGCCCCUGGGCCACUCGCCCAGCCUGCAGCCCCUCAUGCCCCCCCACCUGGCCCACCGGUCCCCUCCUCCCCAGCGCCCCCAGCUGGACUCCCUGCAGCAGCGCCUCUUGGUCUCCCCCCCGCCCAACUUUCCCCAGAAUGCCCCGCCCCAGCCCCCGCCGGGCCCCGCCCCCCAGUCCAAGAACAUCCACAUCAACCCCCACUUCAGAGGCCCCGCCUCCACGCCACCCGCCCAGCAGGCACCCUUGACACCGUCGGUCCAGAUGCAGCCCAGACCGGGAGGUGCUCCUCAGAGGUUCCCAGGGCCGGGAGAUUUCCAGCAGACGGGGCCCUUCGGCCAGCCCCAGCGCCCCCCGCCCUUCCUGGAGCCCUUCAGGAGCCCUGUUGCACCUCCCCCGCAGGAGCGUGAGCCCUUCUUCAUCGGAGAACCGAGGUUUCCGGGCCAGCCCAUGUUCGACCAACAGAUGACCAACAUACUGCUGGGAGCCGGAGGCCCCCAGCCCCCCCACCGGCUCCCCCAGGAGCAGCAACCUCCGCCCCAGGGCCACGUGACCUUCGGCCAGCCGGCCCCCGUCUUCAACCAGACGGGUCCCGGGCCCCUGGGACUGUUCCAGAGGGAGCCCCCCAGGGCCGGCAUUCCACCCCAGGGGCUGGGGGGCCUGAACCAGCAUGGGGGCCCCCCCAACCAGCCCCGGCCCUUCAUGGGACCCAGGCAGCCCUUCGGCCAGCAGCAGAACCAGAACCUCUUCACCCCCCCUCCGUUUGGGAUGCAGGGUGUCCUGCAGUUGCCCCACCAUGACCACAUGGCCUCCCAUCCACCCCAGCACCACCAGUCACAACACCACCAGUCCCAGCACCACCACCAACAGCAGCAGCAGCAGCAGCAGCACCACCAACAGCAGCAGCAGCACAGACAAGACCUCCCCCCUCACCACCACCACCACCCACAGCACCAUCAUCAACAACAACAGCAACAUAAUCAUCAACAACAGCAACAGCAUCAACAACAGCAGCAUCAUCACCAACAACAGCAGCAACACCACCAGCAGCAGCAGCAGCAGCAGCAGCAGCAUCAGCUAGCUCUGAGUGACCAUCGUCCCAUGAUUCACCAGGGUCAGAACCCCUUCCAGGGCGGCCCCCGCCAGAUGACGCCCCGCCACCAGAACCCCCCACCGCGCAACGGCCCGCCCAGGCAGCACAUGAACGCCCCCACUGGAAAACAACACAUGCAGAUCCUGCCGCAGCGCAACAGCAACCUGCGAGAGCUCCCCGUUGCCCCUGGCAACAACAACAACAUCACCACCACCACCACCGCCGGCAACUUCAACCGGCCCGGCGCCGUCCCUGGUUCCAACAUCAGGCCAGUUGCCAGGGCGACGCCAGGGCCCCGACCGGCCGCCGCCGUGGGCCUGGGGAGGGGCAGGCCCCCCGUAGGGUUGGCAACGGGAGGAGACCCGCCUUCCACGGGCAGAACCGUGGUCCGGAAGGAGGUCCCACAGGACCCCGAGGAAGACGAGGAGACGCGGCAGUACAGGAUGAAGAUCGAGGAGCAGAAAUGUCUGAGGGAGCAGAUCCUGAGGAGGAAGGAGAUCAGGAGGCAGAUGCAGGCGGGCGUCCGCAAGAAGGAGCUCCUGGACCGCCUCAACGCCCAGAGCCCCGCCCAGCUCCCCGGACCGAACCCCGACCAGGCCCCGGGUCCGAGCCAGGGUGUGAUCCAGGGUCAGUACCAAGGCCCUCCGCAGCAGCAGAUGGCCCCACCACAGGCCCAGAGACAGUUCCCUUUCAAGCAGCAGCAGCAGCAGGUGCCCCCCAACCAGGGCCCGGUCUUCCCCCCUCACCAGGGCCCAGGCUUCCCCCCAAACCCUGGCCAAGGCUUUCCCCCCAACGGUGUCCUGCAGGUCCCCCAGCUACGCACGCCGGUCAGGCCCCGCCUCCAGCCUGGUAUGGGCAUCGCUGGGCCCAGCCCGCAGAGACAGAUCCAACAACAACAAGCACCACCACCCCAACAGACGCCACAGAGGAGGAACAGCGCCCAGUCCUUCCAGCAGCCCCAGCCCCCUCAGAGGAUCAUGCCCAUCCAGGGUGUGUCGUCUGUCGGACCCAGUCCACUCCAGUCCCUGGCUAUGGGGCCUAAAGUAGGAGUGAAGAGAACAGUGAUGCAGCGUAGCAGGAGUCUGGCCGAAGACGACCAACAGCUCCCAGAAAAGGUCCGCAUCGUCAAACUACCCGGAGCACAUGGCCGGGGUACAGAGCCCCAAGGCAUCCCCGAGCCCCUGACCAUCCCGUCCCUCACACAGGGGGCCCACAGGAAAGUGAUGCACGCCGGUGCCAUGGCAAUGCAGCCGGGCCGCGGGGGCGGAGCCAAUAGGGUUCUGGUGGCGGGGCGUGGUCGAGCCAGGUGGGCUCCUGGUCGUGGGAGAGCCGCCCAAGGCCAGCAGGUGGCUGAGAGCCAGGCCUGCACCGUGUCCAUCGAGGGCCUCUCCUCGUCUACCACCGACGCCCAGCUCAGAAACCUGCUGCACUCUAUCGGACCCAUCCAGAUGUUCAAGAUGCUCCCCCAUCAGAGGAAAGCCCUGGCCAAGUUCUCCAACCCCGACCACGCAUCCAGCUUCCAGAAGAGCUUCAACAGGCACAUGAUUGAUUUGUCCCACAUUGACGUGUCGUUGGUUGACGGAUGAGGAGAAAAUCCUACCCCUCCAAUCAGAAGACGUUGGGAAGAAGAAGUCAUUGAAAUUUGAACUGUUCCCGUGCCCCGCUCUAGCAGGGCUCAGCCAAUCCCUGACCUCCCUUGGAUCUUGGACAUAACAGAGACAGACUGAAACCAAGGCCAGGUUUAUGGUUUAUAAACAUUGAGACUCUACUGUGAUGUACUGUCAGUACUAGGGACACUCAUUAAGGACUGUUCAGAUAGUGGUUGCUCCCCUCAACAGAUAAACAUUGUUCAUAAUAUAUACAUGUUAAGAGCAGAUUAAACACAUUAUUAACAGAUAAAACAUCUCAAUAAUGAGCAGAUCGGACUAACCUGUAGCUGUAGGGAUGUUGUUUGCGUGAGUGCAAAAGGCUCAUCUUGGUGUUGGUAUCCUAGGAGAACAGUGCCAUCUAGUGGCUCCUGUUUGCACUUUUUGUUUGCAGUGUAUUUUCUUCCUUUAGAGGGCAGUGUACCCUAAGUAUUGCUCCCCAUAUUUUUGUUUUUUAUGUAGGAAUCGGUUGCUUCUCGCCAUAUUUUUUUCCCAAUAGCUCCCUCUAUUGGGAGACAGUGCUGGAAUUAGUUUACACGACACAAAUAAUCUGGAACUGGUGGCAUUAUUUUUCAUUUCCACGUGAAUCCAUAAGAAAUUACCUUUGCCCAACAGAACUUUAAAUAUCACUGAACUGCAACCUUAUUUUAUCCGUGGAAUAAGAAUUAGAAAAUUGUGUUUUUCUUAUUAAGGAACAAAUAAUCGUAAUCGUAAUAUUUUUAGAAGUUAAGUCUUUAUUUUGAGUAGCUCAUUUCUAUUUCAUUAAUUUAAAGUAUAACUAAGGCGAGCUUGUACACUUUUUAAUAAUUAGGUCUUUAUUUGCUCAACCUUCUAGACGGGACUUGGAUUAACAGGCGUACAUGACACGUUGCAUUUGUUUGGUCCCAGAUUACAUGAUACUUAAUAAUCUUACCCCUUAAACAUCCUCCAACUCUAAUAACAGGCGGAAAACAAUAUAUUUUUAUUAUCUAUCUUUCGACAAACCCUUAAAUUUGGAGCCUUUUAUUAAAUCCAUAAAAUAAUUUCAAAAUAAAUAACUGAUAGCACUCAUCAGCAUUUUGCAUGCCCAAACUCUAUUUUGAAAGAGCAGGGCUAUCAUUCUACUGAAUGAGUGGAUACGUGUCCACUUUCUACGACUACAUUUCUUUAUUAGCCCUCCAAGACACAUGAAGAGAGAACCGAACAACCUUAAUGUUUGUCAAAACAUCGCCGUGCUUUCCCCACAUAGUUUGAUGUCGGCCGAUAUCAGCUGGUCUUAUAGAUGUGAUUGGAGGUGGAGAUAAUUCUCUUUGUGUCCGUUCUGCUCUUGCCAGUAUUCAGUCCAUCCUUUAGCCAGCGAGAGGGGGCAGCCAUUACCUGGUCCAAAUCAUGUACAUCAACUCGACCCUAUUUACGUUAACGAGUGUACUUGCCUAAGAUGACCUGUUUUCAUUGUGUGCGUGAGUGUAUAUAUAUGUAUGAGUAUGAUGCGAUUUCCAGCGGGAAAUAUGAUUGGAGUUGACUUGUAAAAACCAACAGCUGAGAGAACUGAUCGAUGUUUCUGUUGAAGGUAUAUGAAAAAACGUUUUAUGGGAAAAAUAAAAUAUGGCUGAUAUACCGUUGACAUGGAGGUAUGUGACGCCAGUGAUGUCUGAUGUUCUGAAAUCGUGUGUUUGUUGUGUGAGGAGGAUGUGUUCUACUAGUUUUUUAUUUUUUUACAUUUUACACAUUUACGUUGCACUAAAUCUCAGUAUUAACAAUCUUUUACAAACCACAGAUGGUCCACAGGAUCCAAGUUAGCGGUUGUUUUCAAUAAGAUCCACGGUUGGUAGCGGUUAGGUCAGAGGGGAAUACCGUUGAAUUGUUCCAUUUGUGAUUUGUACUAUAUUGUUUGCCAUUCUGCAAACAAAAAUAGUUUUCUAGUCCUUUUUAAGUCAGCUCCAUAUUAUGUACUUGAAACAUAGGAAGUUGUCACUCUGACCUGUUCUAACUUCCUGUUUAGGAUGAACAUGGUCAUCUGCACUUUACGACAAUCCUGGAGAAUUCAGUCUUUUUAUCACUACUUAAAUACCUUGUAGUUUUCCUUAUCUUACAUAUAGAGAUGUUAUACCCAGAUAUCACUUAAAAUGGUAUGGACUUCACCUGAAACACAUGGAUUCUAGAUGCAGAGCUUAGAGCUAGCUGUUAGCCAAAUCAUACCGCCUCAGGAUAUAUGGAGCUGUAGGAAAUAUGUCUUUAGAGUAAAUUAACUCUGUAGAGAUAGUAGAGCUCUACAACUACAUAGACGUAGAGCCGUCACUAGCAUGGAGCUAGCAGGUUGAAGGUUGUGGUUCCCGGGUGCUAAUGUAUGUGUUCAAUGUUUGUUUUUUUUGUACUUUUCUUUCCAUGUUUUUGAGUUGAACUCAUACGGAUGAAGUUGUUGUUUCCAAAAACAUGGUUCCCCUAGUCUAUUGGGGUCGCUCCUAAGGAGUGCGUACCGGCAUCAGCCAUGCCGACGAUGUUAACGCUGACUUAUGUUAAGUUACUAUAGACGAUGGUUAAGUUAAGUAUAACUAGUGUUUGUAACCGGUUAGUUAUCGGUUAUUUACAGAGUCGUCAUUCAGAACCGGUUCAUAUUGGACCUCUUGGUAGCUUAAAUUUAAGAAGUGGAUUUGGUUAUACAGUUAGUAUUAAUCUCAAAUCCUAUGGGUCUUUUUUUUUAUGGUUGCUUAAAGAUAUGAGAAUAUUUGGGUUUUCCAAAGUUUACACUACCAAGAGUUUUGACUUGUGUUGCUUUAACAGCCUCAUGUUUAUUACUGGAGCUAUGUUAUUCAUGGUAUGCCGUUCUGACUUGGUUUUACGCACAAAAAAAACCUAACCCUAAACACCCACUUCUCCAUCUCGACAGGUUCCGACGGCAGAACGUGUGUUUAAGUAUUUCCUCACAGGUCCAGAUGAACUCUGUUUCGCCCUACAGGUCCCGUGGUCUCUGGGUGGAGCCAUUUCCCCUCACUAACUCAUCUUUAAGCGCCGCAUCCCGUUACGCUAUUUUUCCCUAAUAUAAUUUCGAACCCAAAUGUACUGCUUCAAAUAUGAGUUGCGCUAAAAUCAUUGUCUUCAACACCAACUCAGUUUCCUCCUUAAAGAUGGACCAUUAUGUAAUUAAUGGGAUUCGGACCAAUUACUUUUCUGGGAUUCCUAGAAUCUGAGUUGAUCUGGCAGAUAACAAUUUCUUCACAACACGUGUUUAGAGUAGUACUUUUAUAUUUUCAAUUAGCCCAGUAUGGCUGUCCCCUUUUAAGUUGAUUUCCUUCUCUUUAGCCUCUCCUUACCUACCUUACUUUAUAACAGUGACUACCAUACCUUGCCCCAGCACAUUGCCUAACCUCCUUUACCGUAUCACUUCACCUACCUUUCCUCUUAGUGCCUAACUUGCCGUAUACUACCUUACCUUUCCACCUACCUUAUUACCUUGCCUACCCUUCCUCAUACCUUAUUUGCCCACCUCACCUUAUUCUAAUUUAUCUUAACUUGUGUAUUUCCCUAAUUUCCUUCCCUUAAUGUAGUGUUCCUGUGUUUGCUGUUCCUGAAACCUUUAACUUUAAAUCCUCCAGAUUGCUGGGAGGAGAUCAUGUUCUUACUGGGAAUACUGCAGUCUAGCACUGUAGUACAUACUAGUUAAUACUGCUAUAUAGUGGGUUAUACACCAUAGUACAUACAAGGGUAAUACAUCCUAUAAUAAUUGGCCAAGAUGGGAUAUUGUAUACUAGAAUGGUCUAUAUACUAAUCUGGUAUACAAUAGCGUAGUAUGUACUUUAUUAAAGUCCUUACUAAUAUAGACUUAAGUAUAAACUAAACUAAUAUUGCAUGGUAUUAUCUAAUGUACUAUAGUGUAUACUAUACUAAUAUGUACUAUGGUGUACUAUACGAGUAUGUACUACAAUGUUAACUGAAGUAUGUAUGCUUAAUACUUGGGUGUGUGUACAAUAUACUAGCUUAAGAGUGUGUAUCAUACUUUUAUGAUUACUAUAUGCUAGUACUAUAGUGUAUUGUGGUUACAUACUAGUAUGUGCACUAUAUACUUUAAUGUGUACAAUGUACUAGUAUGUAUGCUAUGUAUCUGUACUGUAUUAUUUUUGCUUAAUUCUUCUUCUGCCGUCCAUUUGACAGCGACCAAUCACAGGCCGGCUGUUGCCAAUGGGAUUAACCCUUAACCCCUCCCUCCAGCAGGUUCACUUCCUGGAUUGUUUUAGCCAAUCAGACGGCGGCUCCUCUCAGAGGGGAAAAGUGCUCACACAGCAGAUGCUUUCAAAAUAAAGGCACUCCUUGAAUCAAAGCAGCUACUUUGCCUUUUUGGGUGUAAAAGACUACCUGUUGUGCUCUAAAAUCAAGAAUGAAGCAAACUGACAAUUGACUAGUCCACACGUGGACCUGUGUCCCUGUCCUGUAUCUAUGCACUAUCUUGUACUGUCUUGAGGUGUCAAUGCUUAAUAUGACAUGUUCCAAAGAUCCAUAUGUUGGAUACAAAUGUUACUAUUUCUACCUCUGUAUUGUCAUCAAUCAUGUUCAUGUGAUCGAUCCAAACUACUUAAGCGUGAUAAAAUGUUGAUCAUCGCUACAAGAUUUUUGUCAAAAUAAACGUUCCUUUUGUCCGUCCUUUCAUUCAAGGAG